Messenger RNA from Phytophthora nicotianae INRA-310, 1827 nucleotides. RefSeq lists its product as hypothetical. NCBI's taxonomy places the organism in Eukaryota, Oomycota, Peronosporomycetes, Peronosporales, Peronosporaceae. Gene Ontology annotation, cellular component: Swr1 complex; nucleus; NuA4 histone acetyltransferase complex. Gene Ontology annotation, molecular function: transcription corepressor activity. Gene Ontology annotation, biological process: negative regulation of transcription by RNA polymerase II; chromatin remodeling; DNA repair. The record is from RefSeq and is a predicted model, not a curated record. Bases 35 to 1639 code for a protein of 534 amino acids. The transcript is spliced from 3 exons.
CUCUCAUUUGGCUUUAGUAGGAACGCACACCAAUAUGAGUGACGUCGCGCAGAUCCUGGGUCUUGCGGGGCCUAAGUCGGGUGCCAAUGGAGCUGCAGCGAGUGACCUGGACCAGCUUAAGCCGUCAGGUGCGUCACCUUCCGUACGAGGAAAGUCGAGCGGCAAUGCCAGCAAGCAGAAGAAGCUCACAGGCAUGCAGCGGGAGGUACUGGAGCUGCUAGAGAGCAGUCACCGCGCCAGUCACGCGCUGUAUCAAGGUUUCGGCAAAACAAGUCUGAAGCAAAAGUGGCAAGAACGCAAGAAGUCUCCUGCCGUCAAAUGGAUCCGUAAGUCCUUCCGGAAUCCAGCGCGUGCGGCGCUAGCGGGCGAGAAUGGGGAGGAAGGCCUGACGCUCACACACUGGGGGAAGGCCCACUUGGAGCAGCCCGACUACGUAUUUGCCAGAUUCAACGUUAAGAGUGAAGUUACCAGCUACACGGACAAGGAAUAUGAGGCAGCGCUAGCGCAUCAUCAAGACCCGAUGAUGAAGUGGAGCAAGGAGGAGAUGGAUCUGCUGAUGAAACUCUGCCAACGCUUCGAUCUGCGGUGGGUCGUCAUCUCGGACAAGUAUAAUUCCAACCCGAUCGCUAAAGGCGCACCGAGAUCUGUCGAGGAUAUUAAGUACUGCUACUACGAGGUGACGCGGCUGCUAGCUGAAUACAGAGACAAAAAGGAACUGGAGAAGAAGGUUUCAGCUGCCACCCCAGCAGCCAGUGCUUCCACUCCAGUAUCUCCUGCAGCGACCGGAGUAACGACUCCUGUUGCAACAAUUACUGAGACUGCAAGUACUUCAUCUACUCCAAUCCCUGCAACGCCUACUUCUUCUACGUCCGAGCACUACAAAUUCAACAUCGCCUACGAGAAACAGCGCAAGAGACAGCUGGAUCUCGCAUUCUCUCGGACUGUUGAGGAGGAGAACGAGAUUCGUCGUCUAAAUGAUGAGCUGCGAGGUGUGGAGCAGCAACUUAAGAAGGUGGCAGUUAGAGCAGAUCUCAAGAAGAAGAAGGAGCUGGCUGAUGUGCCUUACGAGAUCAAGCGCACGCUUCCCACGGGUGUAAUUCUACGGAGCUCGUUGCUAGCGCUUCCUCAGCAAAAACAUGCGCUGAGUGCCAAGCUGUUGAAGAAGCUGCAGCUUCUGUUAGAUGAGAUGGGCGUGCCUGCCCGUCCAAUGCCUACGAAGCCCGUGUGCGAAACAUUUGACAAGCUGCGUCAAGACGCUGUGGGAUUGCUAUCACUGAGGAAGCACCUCAAGAGUAAACAGAACGAAGUUCAAGCGCUGCGUGAACGCUAUCACGCGCUCACUGGCCAGGAGUACAAGCCAAUCACGACUCCCGUCACUAUGUCCGAACGACCAGGAGAUGCAGCGCUGGCCGACGGUAGUAACUCCGCUACUUCAGCGGCGAACUACACAUUGACAGGUGCGAAAUGUUGCUGUUCUACUGAUCGUUUGAUCCUUCUAAUCGUAUCGUGCUCAUGUGGAUACAGGCAAGACGUCAAAGCACUCGGAGAAGGCCAUCCGCGCCGCCAAGCGACGCAGCUCAAGCGGUCAUCCUGGUCUUCCGGCCAAACGCAACAAGAAAGUUCUCCGUUAAUCCUCUGAAUACCAAACUGAAGCUGACUUUGUGCUCAUUCUUCUGUCUCGAAAUCUGCAACGAAUAACUUGAAACAUUGUUCAAUGUAUCUACACCGCACUGCUCAUCAAGUCUAUCUAUUCUACAUUCGCCGAUGAUCAUGCGUAGCUAUUCCCUAUCUGUUUUUAUGGACAAUAUCACGUGCCCAUGGGGGAGA